CUCUUCUUCUCUUCAAAGUUGUAGUUACGCAUUCAACUUCCCAGUCUCCCGCUUCACUUCUUCAUCUCUCGAAAUUCAGUAGAAUCACUCUAUUUCUCAGGCGAAGCAACUAACGAUUUCUAUCUCAUUUUUCUUGACUCCAACCUGGUUUUUUGCUUUAGCAAARUUUUCAUCUUUUUAAGUAAAUAAUUAGUACCUGCAAUUCUUUUUCGGACUCCCUGCUGUUGUAUAUGUUGUAGAAAUGGCGUCUCUAGCACCAACUUGGCUUUAUCAAGAUAGAGGACCUAAGGGUUUGGCGUCUAAUGAUGGAUUUCUUAUUGGGAAGUCAUGUUUAAAUUCCCAGACAUCUUUUGUAGGUUCAUUUACAGCAGGAAAGGUGCAACUUAAGAUUGCAUUGAACAGUAAUCCAUUUAUAAGGAAGACCACUUUACUUCCUUUUAUCAAGUGUGCAAAGAAGGAUGGUUCCUUUGACCCGUUAUCUGUUGAGCGUCCACCAUACUAUAGUUAUAUGGACUCCACAUCUGGGCAGCUUGAACCAGCGUCUGGUGCUCGUGCAAGCAUUCCUGGGCAGGAUUAUUGGCCUGAAGGCACAGUGAGUCGGGUCAGAGCUGCCAGGGCUCCUGAGCCAACCGGAAAGUCCAUAACUGCAUCAUCAUUUGGGAAACAUCCUGGAAGCAGAAGGAAGAAGUAUAAAGCAUCCGUAGGCACUGUAGAAUCUUCAGAAUUGAGUGUAGAUUCAAGUGAUCCAGCAAUGCUUGAAACUUCUGAUGAUGUUUCGGAGGAGACUAAAGACCCAUCCUCAGAAUAUGUUGUUUAUCAAACGGAGCCUGAGGAAGAGAGCAUCGAUGAUUAUGAAUUAGACAAGAAAUAUGGACACCCUCACCCUUUUGUUGAUCCAAAGGUUAAGAAACCAAUCGAGGAGACACUUUCAAGUGAAGAACUAUGGUGGAACUGGAGAAAGCCAGAUAAGGAACAAUGGUCAAGGUGGCAAAGGAGAAAACCAGAUGUUGAAACGGUAUUUCUUAAAGCUAUGGCAGAGACUGGGCAAGUAAAGCUUUAUGGAGACCAACCAACACUGACUGAGACCUCUCUUUACAGGGCAAGGCGGCAUCUAUUUAAAGAGGAAAGACUACAAUCUGAACAAGAGAGACUGGAAAGAAUAGGACCAAUAGCAUACUAUUCAGAAUGGGUUAAAGCAUGGAAGAAGGAUACAUCACAGGAGGCUGUGCAAAAACAUUUUGAAGAGACUGGUGAAGAUGAGAACACCCAACUUAUUAAUAUGUUUCAGAAUCAAACAGCUGCAGAAUAUCGUAUCAUGAUGGGAACAGAUGUCCGUAUCCGCCGGGAUCCUUUAGCAAUGCGAAUGCGAGAAGAUCAAAUAAAAGAAAUAUGGGGUGGAGAUCCAGUUUAUCCUACUGUGAAUUACAUUCAAGAUCCAAAUGAAGUGAUUGAUUACAGGGGUCCGGAUUUCCAUGAGCCAACACCCAACAUGCUGUCUUAUCUUAUGGAGCAUGGAAAAAUUACGCCAAGGCCAGAACUUGAGAAAAUUCUUGCCAAACAGAAGACUGAAGAACUUGAGAUGACAGAUAUGGAUGAAGCUAUGGCACGAGCAGUUGAUAUAGGUGAAAAUGAUGAUGGAGAGGAGAGUGAUAUUGAAGGAGAAGAUGAAGUAGAAGAGAAAAUUACACGCAAUUGGAGUGUUUUGAAAAGUACUCCUGAGCUCCACAAAUCAAAGGAGAAACCAAAGAGAAAAGAUUCGAUGAGUCUUGAGGAGGCUAUUGAUGACUCAGAGAACCUUACUGAUUUUCUCAUGGACUUUGAUGAAGAGGAGUAAUUUCUUUCAGCUCAGCAACUAAACUUCCCAAAGUAAGCAUUUUCUACUCAGACAAGCUGAAGAUUUUUCCACACCGGGGGUUUAUCUGAGCAGGUAUAGUGAUGAAGUUUGAAGUUGUAGAUGUAAGAUUCCAAUUAGGAUUAUAGUAUAUCAUUGUGUCAUGGGUCUAUCUUAGUUCUAAGAUGUGAGCAGACUAAACUCAAUUUUGACAAGGAUGCACUAUUCCGAUUAGGAUUAUAGUGUAUCCUUGUGUCAUGGGUCUGUCUUAGUUCUAAGAUGUGAGCAGACUAAACUCAAUUUAUCCAAGGAUGCACUCAGAUGCCUAUUAUACAAACUCCAACAUGCAUGUGAAUCUAAAUGUAGAGAAUCAAGGCUCCUGCGGUUCCACUGGA
Nelumbo nucifera (sacred lotus) is the source of this 2226-nucleotide messenger RNA. It is a transcript of the gene PTAC12, whose product is annotated as plastid transcriptionally active 12. Gene Ontology annotation, cellular component: chloroplast; nucleus. Lineage: Eukaryota; Viridiplantae; Streptophyta; Magnoliopsida; Proteales; Nelumbonaceae. The record is from RefSeq and is a predicted model, not a curated record. Gene Ontology annotation, biological process: positive regulation of DNA-templated transcription; plastid transcription; response to light stimulus.